AAAUUUAUUCCAUGUUCGUAUGAUAUAAAUAAAAUAUACUGGAUUAAUUAUCAAUGGUGAGAGAAUGUAUCAGUAUACACGUAGGUCAAGCGGGUGUACAACUUGGAAGCACAUGUUGGGAAUUAUACUGUCUUGAACAUGGUAUAAAGGAAGAUGGAAAUUUAAGAAAAGGAAAUUGUACUUUUGAUGAAGACUAUGGCGCUAGUGUCUUUUUCAAAGAAUCCUCUUUAGGAAAGUUUACUCCACGAUGUAUUGCUGUUGAUUUAGAAGAAAGUGUCAUAGAUGAAAUACGUAAAGGAUGCUACAGAAAUCUUUUCGAUAGAGACAAUUUAAUAAGUGGAAAGGAAGAUGCUGCCAAUAAUUAUGCUCGUGGACACUAUUCCAUUGGUAAAGAAAUGAUUCAUCAUGUUAUGGAUCGAAUUCGACGAUGUGCUGAUGAAUGUUCUUCAUUACAAGGUUUUAUGAUCUAUCACUCUUUUGGAGGUGGAACUGGGUCAGGUUUUACAUCACUUCUUAUGGAACAAAUAUGUGCAGAUUAUGCGAAGAAAUCUAAAUUAGAAUUCGUCAUCUAUCCAGCUCCUGAAACUUCCACUUCCGUUGUGGAACCAUACAAUUCCGUUUUAAACACCCAUACUACAUUAGAACUUUCUGACUGUACAUUCAUGUUUGAUAAUGAAGCAUUGUAUGAUAUUUGCUGUAAACGUUUAAAUUUACAAGCUCCAACGUACCUAAAUAUUAACAGGCUAAUAAGCCAGGCUGUUAGCUCAGUUACUGUGGCAAUUAGAUUUGAAGGGUGCUUAAACGUAGAUUUAAUGGAAUUUCAAACAAAUCUUGUACCAUAUCCCAGGAUCCACUUCCCACUUAUCAGUUAUGCACCAUUUAUUGCUCCAGAAAGAUCUCAUGAUUAUCGUUUAACACCGAUGGAACUAACAAAAUCAGUUUUUCAAAAAAAUAAUCAAAUGGUUAAAUGUGAUCCACGACAUGGGAAAUAUAUGGCUUGCUGUCUACUCUAUCGAGGUGACAUUUUCCCUACUGACGUCAAGAAUGCAAUAAGUUCUAUUAAGUCUAUCAGAUCAAUAAAUUUUGUGGAUUGGUGUCCUACUGGAUUCAAAGUUGGCAUUAAUAAACAAUCACCUACCAAUGUACCUGGUGGUGAUUUAGGCAAAGUGACUCGAGCUGUAUGUAUGAUGAGCAAUACAACAGCUAUAGCUGAAUCAUGGUGUCGAAUAGAUCAUAAAUAUGAUUUAUUAUUUUCAAAACGCGCCUUCCUUCACUGGUACAUUGCUGAAGGUAUGGAAGAAACUGAAUUUAUUGAAGCUAGAGAAAAUCUUGCUGCACUUGAAAAAGAUUAUGAAGAAGUCGGUUUUGAUAGUGUUGGGAAAUUUCUUGUAAAAGAUCCAGAUAAUUAAUACAGUAUUUAUAUUCAUUAAAAAAAAAAUUCAUCUGAAUGUAUGUAAAUACCUUUUUUAUCAAAAGUAAAUGUAAACUCUUCAAGCUGAUGACUGUUUUUAUUUAUCUAAUACGAGUGAUCGUAAUUAGAGACAGUCCAGCUUUUGUGACAUUUAUUCAUAUUUUACACAAUACGGCAUCUUAGUUAUGCCGUAGUUUGUUCAUAAAAAAAAGGGAAAAAGAUUAAAAAUGUAAAGAAAAAUGUAACAUAGAUGACUUAAGACCAUUUCUUAUUACGCACAUUUUGUUCGUAAUAAAAACAAU
This is a messenger RNA of Trichobilharzia regenti, 1713 nucleotides long. Lineage: Eukaryota; Metazoa; Platyhelminthes; Trematoda; Strigeidida; Schistosomatidae. The record is from the annotation of a GenBank genome assembly.